Molecule: messenger RNA, 1041 nt
Organism: Histoplasma mississippiense
Lineage: Eukaryota; Fungi; Ascomycota; Eurotiomycetes; Onygenales; Ajellomycetaceae
Exons: 3
Coding region: 1-1041 (346 amino acids)
Biological process (GO): chromatin remodeling
Cellular component (GO): nucleus; Ino80 complex
Source: RefSeq, a predicted model, not a curated record
AUGGCGUCUCCUGAGCCUGCCUCUCCUUCGCCAGAUAGGAGCUUGCCCGAUGCGCCGCCUCUAGCACAGCAGACCACGUACAAGUCUUUCAAGAGAAAAUAUGCGAAGCAAAAGAUCACCUUUGAACAUGCUAUGAAAAAAAGCAAUGCUUUGUUCAAGGAAGAACUGAGGAUUCGUGACCUCUCCAAGCGGCUAAAAGAACAGAAUGAUCAACUUCUCGAAGCACUCUUAGAACUAAACAGCAGUAUACGUGUUCCCCCCAAGCUCCGAUAUAACCUUGACCUCCCAGGCUCCAAGUUACCGAGAGUAGGCUCUCCGGAUCCUGAGCAUCACCAACAAGAGUCCUAUGAUAUAGAAACUGCUCGCGAGGCACUGCGAGUCGCGAAAGCGAGGUUGUUGGCUGGAGAAAUCAAGCCCGACCAAUGCCGUCGCCUGGAAGAGUCUCUCCUUCGGAGUGAGAACUUCGCUCCCGCAGUGCAUUAUUCUUCGCUACUAAAGGUUCCACAUACGACAUCGAGUCGACCCGCUAUGGAAUGCGACGUGGAUUCAAAUCUUGGUUUUCUAAGUCCAGAACAUGAAAUUGAAUAUUCCGCAGCGCUUGAUGCCGCUACAUGUGGGGAACCAAGACCAACAGGGAAAUCAGUUUCAGCCGCGAGUAGGGAUAGAGAAGCUGCUGUCCGGAAUCCAGUUUCCGUGAUAAAUUGGUUGAGGAAACAUCAACCGCAAGUCUUUCUGCAAGAUGCCGAUGCAGCAGCAUCCGAAAAGCCUCCUCCCCGUUCUAACAAUCCGCGUAGUUCGAAGCGAGCGAGUACCCACACGCGAAAGGAAGAAGAUGUAUACGACGAAGAUGGUAUAUUGAUUGACACUCCGUUGGGUGGUGGAGGAGGGGGAGUGUCAGGCGGCGGGACUCGCGGAAAGCGAAAACGAGACGAGGAUGGAGGCUAUCGACCCAAAGGUGGCAGUGGUGGCCGUUCGAGGAAGAAAAAGGAAGAUGCCCCGAAGCGUGCUAAGAGAAGUUCCGCAGCUGGGGCAGCGGCAUAA